Molecule: messenger RNA, 5014 nt
Organism: Esox lucius (northern pike)
Lineage: Eukaryota; Metazoa; Chordata; Actinopteri; Esociformes; Esocidae
Gene: htr1d
Product: 5-hydroxytryptamine (serotonin) receptor 1D, G protein-coupled
Exons: 2
Coding region: 1673-2848 (391 amino acids)
Biological process (GO): smooth muscle contraction; regulation of locomotion; G protein-coupled receptor signaling pathway, coupled to cyclic nucleotide second messenger
Cellular component (GO): dendrite; plasma membrane
Molecular function (GO): neurotransmitter receptor activity; G protein-coupled serotonin receptor activity
Source: RefSeq, a predicted model, not a curated record
GGAGGAACAUGAGCUUAACACAGUAGUAGGCCUAUCGGACGUUUUUAAGCUGCGUAGAUACACUUUCUUGUGCUGGUAGAAACCUGUUCAUUCAUUUUCAUUUUGCCCAAUAUCCACUUACUCGGGAGCCAUCCAUAGCAGUUGGCAGAACAGCGGUUGAUAGACCCCUUUUCCCAGAGGGCAUCGAGAAACCUCGUGCUGUGAACACGUUGGCACGUUACGGCUCUCGUUGGUAAAUGCUGAGGGUGUACGGGACAAAACGACCGGUGCCAUUUCAGACCACAAGAAAGUGCUUCGUUUCGUUAACUGAAGGUCGUCUAUUUUGGGACAAAACGAGACGGAUUUUUCUUACGGUUGGAAAGUAUUAGGAUCCGUACUACCGCUCUGUGAUUUGGAAGAGAAAGAUAGCGAAAUACCUGUCAAUUUCAGUUCGGAACGGAGUGUGCUUGGCUGUACCUAAACUUACAAACAUGGGGACCACUGUUAGGUUUUGUGUGAUGAUUUAUACAGAACAAUUGAAAGAUCAAAACAUUUGAAUCUCUCCUGCUUAUCUUUCAGCACAACGAAAUCUGACAAUGUUCCAUGUGGGCGUGCGUAAUGGACAUUUCGCUCAUAAGUUUGAGGGGAUCUGAAAACUAAUUUGUGUGCUUAUCAUUCAAGGCUCAUGAAUCACUUUUUCCUGGGGCGAAAUCAUGGUUCGCGUGCUGUAGUAGAAGCCUGGACUAAUGGGAGGUAGAUCCAGGACUGAAGCUGUGUCACACCAUUCCUUCUCUGGACCCCAUGCCUAAACGCGAAACCGACCAACAAAGCUUUAACCGGAGAAAAGCAGGCCCACAUCGAAAAUCAAUGUCCACACCCGCUGUGCUUUGUCCUGCUAGGGUCCGCCAACGCUGCUCUCGUAUUGAGCGGAACAUUUCUAAGGCUCAGACAAAAUCAUGGAAUGAAGAAGUGAUAUUGCCUUGUCGUCCAUGACUGGACUGGUGAGAAAGGACUCUCCCCCUCGCUGAUGCGCCCCCGUGAUACACUAAUAACAUGCCCUCCGCGUUAGCAAGACCAGACCGCACAGGCACUGAGCCCGAGCUGCGUUAACUCAGGUUCAGAGUGAAUUAGGACGUAUUUCGCCUGUGUAUUGACAUUAUCUUUGAGAGUAGAUUUUACUCACUGCCUGUUAUUGAAAAUAGAGGAGACCAUGGAAGCAGCACUUGAUAAGAAGUCAGGGUCUGAGGUGUUGUGUUUGGCCCCGCCAGAGCUGAGAUAAGACCGUAGAUGGGUGAGAGAGAAAGCAGAGUUUGACGAGAUGAGAGCAGAAUACAAAUUAGCGUCGACUGCCCUCAGCCAGACUGCCGUGUCAAAAUAAUAUAACUGUACUGAAAUGGACAGUGACUCAGCGUCUGUAAUAAUGGCAUUAGUAUUGCAUUCGAAUUGUACGAGUACUAACUAAUGGCUCUAACAUGGAGCCCUUUUGAGGCAAUUAACAUGGAGAUGAACAGAGAAGCCAGUGUGUCUCCAAGACUGAAAUAAGACUCCCGAACACGCGUGAAGACCAACAGGGAUAUCCUUCAACGCAGCCCUCGUUGCCUUGUCAAGAAGACCCGAGGAACCGUGGGUCGUGGUCACUGACGUGAUGUGUUUGAUCUGGGCCUGAAACAAAGGGCUACUGAGGCACGGCAAGAUGGAUCAGGACAACAGCUCUGCAGAUCCACUCUUCAGCAACAUCACAGAGGCUCCCGAACUCAUGGAGGAACACUGGGAUGAGUCCACCCGCCUGGCGAUCCAGGUCUCUGUGUCGGCCGUCCUGGCUGUCGUCACCCUGGCCACCGUGCUGUCCAACGCCUUCGUCAUUGCAACGAUCUUCCUGACGCGUAAGCUUCACACGCCCGCCAACUUCCUUAUCGGCUCACUGGCUGUGACGGACCUGCUGGUGUCCAUCCUGGUCAUGCCGGUCAGCAUCGUGUACACGGUCAGCAAGACGUGGUCCCUCGGGCAGAUCGUCUGCGACAUUUGGCUGUCGUCGGAUAUCACCUUCUGCACCGCCUCCAUCCUGCACCUGUGCGUCAUCGCCCUGGACCGCUACUGGGCCAUCACCGACGCCCUGGAAUACUCCAAGCGCCGGACGAUGCGCCGAGCCGGCCUGAUGAUCACGGUGGUGUGGGUGAUCUCCAUCUCCAUAUCCAUGCCGCCCCUCUUCUGGAGGCAGGCCAAGGCCAACGAGGAGGUGAUGGAGUGCCUGGUGAACACAGACCAGAUCUUCUACACCCUCUACUCCACCUUUGGCGCGUUCUACGUGCCCACGGUGCUCCUGGUCAUCCUGUACGGCCGGAUCUACGUGGCCGCCCGCUCGCGCAUCUUCAAGACGCCGGUGUCGAGCGGCAAGCGUUUCACCACGGCCCAGCUGAUCAAGACGUCGGCCGGCUCCUCCCUCUGCUCCAUCAACUCCUCCGCCUCGAACCAGGAGGGCCACGUGCAUCUCGGAGAGGGAGGAGCGACAGUGAAUGGGGGAGGCGGGGGAGGAGGCAGUGCAGGGUCGCCUCUCUUCACCAGCAGCGUGAAGGUGAAGCUGGCUGACAGCGUGUUGGAGAGGAAGCGUCUGUGUGCUGCCCGGGAGAAGAAGGCCACCAAGACGCUGGGCAUCAUCCUGGGAGCCUUCAUCGUGUGCUGGCUGCCCUUCUUCGUGUGCACCCUGGUGAUGGCCGUGUGCAAGGACUGCUGGUUCCACACGGUGCUGUUUGACGUGUUCACCUGGCUCGGCUACCUGAACUCCCUCAUCAAUCCGGUCAUCUACACCGUCUUCAACGACGAGUUCAAACUGGCCUUCCACAAACUCAUCAAGCUAAAGCGAUGUUACUGAGGAAAUGUGAGAAUGGUACUAUACUCUGGACAUGAAGUAAAUCAAUUAUAAAUCCCUGACCAAUUCCCCCUCUCACCAAACACCACUAUAGGAAUAUAUGUAGGGCCUGCAGUCAUAUUAACAUUGUACUGUGGUGUGUGUUCAUUACGCUCCAUCUCUGGAAAUGUUUCUUGUACAUUAGACCUUUAUCGAGCAGCUCAUGAAGAGCCAUAGCUCCUUCAGAUGUUUCCUUAAUACAGAUUUAUGCAUGUGUUUCCUGAAGGGGACAUCGGAGCUCAGUGUAAAUGUGGGUGUUCGGUGGGGAUAGAACUGACCUGGCUCAUAAGACUCAUUAGUGAUGAUAUGUGUUCCAAAUCAAUAAGGAGUGUAUGCAGAAUGAGAAUAUAGUCUCCUGAGGAUAAUGAGGUAUUUGAUCCAUACAUUAUCAUGAGCCGUGGAUGAAGACACCUCAUUGGAACAAAAAAGCCACGACAUGUCAUGUACAUGAGAUCGUCUCCCAUAACGCGUUUGUGGUACAGCAUAAUAUGUAGAGAAAUAUAUAAUGGUUCAGUCCUGUCUUUCUCUAUGAGUGUGUUUGUUUAUAUGUCGAGGAGGUGAACACUGCUUUAGGCAUGACAAUGUGUCUGUGUGUGUGUGUGUGUGUGUGUGUGUGUGUGUGGAGUUUCACUAAAACAUGGACCUAUUAUUUACCAGUCUGAAAUCGGGUGCUUAACCACCUAAAUUCAAUAAUACAUCAAACCUUUCUUUCACAUAAGGAAAUGGCACAACUAGCACAACGGGGAAACAUCGAUGACAGCUGUGACCUUUGGCUAACAUUGACAUGCCUUUCAGAUCACUCUCUGACAGCCCAGUUUGUAUUGGAGUGUUCAUUUUGUCCACAGCUCGCCAUGUCUACAAACACGCCGUCUGACUCACACAUGGGCGCACUCAGUGGGGCGGAAAAUGCCAGAGACAAGGUGAUAAAGUGGACCGUGUUAGAAGGUCUAAAUCCCUCUGAGAGAUGGGCGUGGGCGCAUAGAGCACUGGCACGGGUCACGUUGGCAGAAGAACCCCCGCUAGCUCGCCAGGGGUCGUCAGCAUUGGCGCCUCGAUUGUGAGAGAGAAACUGAACAGAUGUCUCUUGUCUGCUCGUUUCUGGCCGGUACACAACACGCAGAUACAACCGAUGUUGUUCUGCAGUCUGUUUAGCUGCAGCCCAUUAGCUUCAAGAGUCCUCCACAUCCGUUAGAGCGUCAAACUGCAGCUCAAGUAAAAGCACAAAGCAGCCUAAUGCACUGCCAUCUGUGACUGCCAUCAAUUCUGCCUGCUUUGCUGCUCUCUAAACUUCAUGAUAACAAUGUGCUUUUUACAAGGUUUGACCAUGAGUGCCUGCUAGGGUUAAAUAUGUAAACCCAGACCCAACCACGAUCAACCCAGACCCAACCAAGAGGAGGGCGGGACCAGAUACAGUGUCACAGUUGUUAGCCAAUGACACUGUCUUUUCCUGUUGACCUGCUAUAAGAGCUAGGCAAAAGUGCAAAUGAUAGAUUACACAUUUAAACCUUUCAACUGCAAAACUCUGAAUUACCAAUGCAAUUAUCUGACUGAGAGGGUCAGACUAAUUAUGUAGCUUGAAUCCUACUAGGAAUCUCAGCUUGAUUACUGCCCUGCGGUCAAGAGCUGAAUGAAGGUUGCAGCAGGAUGUCAAGGUGGUUCACAUGUAGAUAAUUGAAUGAAACGCAUUCACAAAAUACACAGCAAUAAACAUUGUCAGUUUAGCUGUCCAGCAAUUGGUUCCCCCUCCCAGAAUCAUCAGGGGUUGUAAACUUGUCCCAAUUAAUUCAAGUUAAAUAGAAACUAAAACUGCAAAUAGGGGCGGUAUUCUGGUGAAGUAAAUGUUGAUGGUGGUGGUAAACUGCUGGUUGCCACAUUCUGGUAGAAGAUUAGGGUUUCAGAUAUCGUCUCUGAUAUGAAACUAAAAGGUCAUCCUACACAUAACCUCCCUGGAUGGAGGGUGUUACUUCGCUGCUUGUGUUAACCAAGGACUGAGAUGGGAUAGCCCAGUUAGAAGACACCCAUGAUCAGAAUAUAGCACUGCCUGAAAAACAUUUUCCAUACCUUAAAAGAUAUCUCAACCAGCGAGUUGGAAAUAAUUUGCAAAUGCCAUUAAUAAAAACACGAAAAUCU